GAUUUACGUCGUGAAGUAAGCUCCGCUGUUCAUUCGUUGUCGAGCAGUGAUCCGGAUCCCAGUGUAUUUGAUUGCUUGAUGGCCCCGGUUGAGCAGUAUCUCCGACAGCAGCAUGCGCAGUUUGUUUGCUCCGAGGAAUUCCUUGAUGCCUACAAUCGGGUGGAGGAAUUUGCGCUAAAACCGCCACGAAUGCCAUCAUCUUCGCUGACCAGUAGCCGAAAACAACGCAAAUCAUACCCCUAUCAACCGACACUUACAGCUGAGAUGCUGCUCAAAACGCAAUAUGAACGUGAAACCACACUUGGCGAAAGGAUUUACGUCGUAAGUGAAGUGGAGAAACUGUAUCCGCCGGUGAUGAAAGCCCCGUAUGUUUGCAAUGCGACAACGAGUAAAAACGACUCGGCUGUGUCAUCGACAUUUUCGAGUGAUGCAAAUGGUCAGCACUCAACCGUCAAAUUGAGUACAAUUCGUGAAGAACAACUGCGAGGCAACCCGGCGACGCAUACAUUGGCUGUUGGUAUUUCUCCGAUUUCGCAUAUUUUCGAUUUUCGAAAAUUUUUUCACUAUUUCUGA
Messenger RNA from Gongylonema pulchrum, 573 nucleotides. The record is from the annotation of a GenBank genome assembly. NCBI's taxonomy places the organism in Eukaryota, Metazoa, Nematoda, Chromadorea, Rhabditida, Gongylonematidae.